Molecule: messenger RNA, 1071 nt
Organism: Quercus lobata
Lineage: Eukaryota; Viridiplantae; Streptophyta; Magnoliopsida; Fagales; Fagaceae
Exons: 3
Coding region: 1-1071 (356 amino acids)
Source: RefSeq, a predicted model, not a curated record
AUGAUUGAUGCAUGCAUAGUCAAGUCCCCAUUAUGUAAAGAUGUCAAAGUGUUACAUUUGAAGCAGAAUAUGAGGUCUAUCAACGAUGAAGAGUUUGCUGAGUAUAUACAACACAUUGGUGAUGGGAAUGAACCAUAUAUAAUGGAUGAUUUGAUUAAACUACCCCCUUCAAUGGCAAUGCAAUGGGAGGGUCAACAUUCUAUAUACAACUUGAUUGAUCAAGUUUUUCCAAGUUUGCAAGAACAUGCCAAUGAUACAAAGUAUAUGGUUGAUAGGGCUUUACUAACACCUAUAAAUGAUGAUGUUGAACAGCUUAAUGCAAAGAUAAUUUUCCAGUUUCUAGGAGAUGAGUUUACGUUACAUUCUUUUGAUGAGGUUGAAGGAGAUACACAACAUCUAUAUCAACAAGAAUUCCUAAAUUCUAUAUCUCCAGGGGGUUUACCACCACAUAUAUUAAGGCUAAAAAAGGGUGCUCCAAUUAUGUUGCUAUGCAAUAUAGAUCCAAAAGCCGAAUUAUGUAAUGGUACAAGAUUGAUAUGCCGGGGAUGUUUUAACAAUGUAAUUGACGCUGAAAUUUUGACUGGACAAUAUGUGAGUACAUGCGUUUUUUUGCCAAGAAUCCCUUUGAAGACAACAGAAAAUGUAAACCUGCCAUUUGUAAUGAUUAGACAACAAUUUCCUAUACGUUUGAGCUUUGCACUUACAAUAAACAAAGCGCAAGGUCAGACAAUUCCAACUGUUGGGAUUUAUCUUCCUGAUCAUGUUUUUAGUCAUGACCAAUUAUAUGUGGCAUUGUCAAAGGGAGUCUCCCAAUCCACCACAAAACUAUUGGUGCAAAAAGAAAGAAUACUUGAGGAGGAAGGAAGGAUGUCCAACUCAAAUAUGAGGAUUGAGUCCACUAUGCUAAAUAAUGGAGUGCAUGCUAUUCCUACUACUUAUUGGGAGAAGUGGAAGGAUGAUCAAUCAAUAUCGAACAUGGAGGCCAUUGAAAACAAGGUUCAAAAAUUGCAAAUUUAUUCACCUGGUUGGGGAUUCACUGUUCGAGCUGAUAAGAAAGAGCUUUGGAAAUAA